AAAAUCACAGCAACAAAGCCAGCAAAAUGUAAACAAUACUAACGGCAAUACAAAGGCAACAGUGGCAAUUCCAGAUAGCAUAUAUAAGACAAUAACAACGGAUGAAAACACCAAUGACGAACAAAUUUUCUGA
Messenger RNA from Ambispora leptoticha, 133 nucleotides. NCBI's taxonomy places the organism in Eukaryota, Fungi, Glomeromycota, Glomeromycetes, Archaeosporales, Ambisporaceae. The record is from the annotation of a GenBank genome assembly.